CGAUCACGAUAGGAGCAUCGAGAGUAUCGUAUCACCUUAACCAUCGAUAAGUAUUGUCGAUGUUUCACAAUCUACCUAGCACACAGCAUACGCAAUAAUUGCUUUAGAUUUUAGAUCAUCUUGGAUGGAAUGAUCGGAUCGCGCAAUCGUUGACAACUUUUUCGUAAGCACAUCGAUGUUUUAAGUCAUGUUAACGUUUGGUUUGUGAUUACGCGAAGAAAUAAUACAUAAUAUGAACAUAUUGUAACAGCUGAGGAACAAAUGAUAUGUAUAAGAUAUUUAUACAAACCUUGCAUACCUAGUUAUUUAAUUAAUAUUAAUGUUAAAUCAAUAUUAAAAUCCCAGAGACAAACAGACAAUUAGUUAGUAUGUAUGCACUAAUACCAAGAAUCUAUAGAAUAAGAUUUGGAUUUAAAUAUUGGAAGAUGUUUAUUAUAGCAACGUGUCAGUAGACAAUUUAAAUUUCUAUCUGAAUGAUUAUAUAUAAAUCAACAUAAUUUAUCACGCUAUAAAAAUAUACGAUAUAAAAGCAUAACAUGGCAGGGAAUGGGUCUAUCAUAAUACCAAACAUAAAACAAUUACAUGAGAAUGAUCAUGUAUCUACUACAAAUGUAGAUUACUCUAGCAUUAGAGGAAAGAAUGUUUUAGUUAGUCCAUCGGAGGAUCAAUACGAAUUGUUACUUAGACGCUUAAGAGAGAGAGUUCAAGAUGGUGGCAGUGAAACAAUUUUUGAUAUUGGUAUCGGCGAAGAUGGUUCGGAAGAUGGUUUAAAAGAAGAUGAAUACGAAGCAUCCGUUGCUACGUUACAGUCUCUUGCUGCAACAUUAGAAGCAGACUGUGUACUUCUGCGUCAAAGUAAAGUAGAUCAAGGUCUUAUAGGUCAAUAUCUGGUGCGGAGACGGUUAGAUAGGCAGGAUUUCCUAGAAAUCAGAGUGGCUGUUGUUGGCAAUGUUGAUGCUGGAAAAUCAACACUUUUGGGUGUAUUGACACACGGAGAGCUCGAUAAUGGUCGAGGCUUAGCGCGUCAAAAAUUAUUUCGACAUAAACACGAAGCCGAAACAGGACGUACUAGUUCCGUUGGAAACGACAUUCUCGGAUUUGAUAGCGUUGGUAAUGUAGUAAAUAAACCAGAGCAUGGAUCCCUGGAUUGGGUUAAAAUAUGCGAGAAGUCGUCUAAAGUUAUUACAUUCAUUGAUCUUGCUGGACAUGAAAGAUAUUUAAAAACAACUGUUUUUGGAAUGACAGGACAUGCCCCUGACUUUGGUAUGUUAAUGGUUGGAGCAAAUGCUGGUAUUGUUGGAAUGACAAAGGAACAUCUAGGUUUAGCUUUAGCUCUAUCGGUUCCAGUAUUUGUUGUAGUUACGAAAAUUGACAUGUGUCCACCAAAUAUAUUACAAGAAAAUUUAAGGCUGUUAAUAAGGAUCUUAAAGUCCCCGGGUUGUAGGAAAGUACCCGUUACGGUAAAAACGCCUGAUGAUGUUGUCGUUAGCGCUACUAAUUUUGUAUCAGAACGAUUAUGUCCUAUUUUUCAAGUAUCGAACGUAACAGGAGAAAAUUUGAAUCUUCUCAAGAUGUUUCUAAAUUUAUUAACUGCAAGAAUGAUUAGUCAUGAAGAUGAACCAGCGGAAUUCCAAAUAGAUGAUACAUACUCAGUGCCAGGAGUUGGUACCGUAGUUUCUGGCACAACAUUGAAAGGUGUCAUUAAGCUAAACGACACUCUAUUAUUAGGACCUGAUCCUUUAGGUCGUUUUAUUCCAAUCGCAGUAAAAAGUAUACACAGGAAGAGAAUGCCUGUUCGUGAAGUGAGAGGUGGUCAAACUGCUAGUUUUGCAUUGAAAAAAAUUAAAAGAUCACAAAUUAGAAAAGGUAUGGUAAUGGUUGCACAAGCAUUAAAUCCUCAGGCUUCUUGGGAAUUUGAGGGGGAAAUUCUUGUACUACAUCAUCCUACAACAAUAAGUUCUUGUUACCAAGCAAUGGUACAUUGUGGAAGCAUAAGGCAGACAGCGUCCAUAAUUUCUAUGUCGCAAGAUUGUUUAAGAACAGGAGACAAAGCUUUAGUACGUUUUAGAUUUAUAAAGCAUCCCGAAUAUAUCAAACCAGGACAAAGAAUAGUAUUUAGAGAAGGGCGUACUAAAGCAGUGGGCAAUGUAGUGAAACUUAUUCCAUAUUCUAGUACCACAGUCAUACAAACAUGUAGAGCCAAUAAACCAAAUAAAACAUCUCAAAAUCGACAGAGCUCAUCAUCUACGAUACAACCAUUAGAUGCAACCGAAACAAAUUCUUCAUUAGAAGGACAGACAUCAAAGCAAGAAAAUUUGCUUCAAAAAUCUAAUAAACGACAAAAUAAAAAAGGUAGAGGACGAAAAGGAGGACGAUCUCAUAAUACUGUAAAUAGUAUUAUUCAACCACUGUCAGAACAAAAUCCUCCUACAAAACUGUGAACUGUGUCAUGUACAAAGCACUUAAACGUGUGUGUGUGUGUGUGUGUGUGUGUGUGUGUGUGUGUGUGUGUGUGUGUGUGUGUGUGUGUGUGUGUGUGUGUGUGUGUGUGUGUGUGUGUGUGUGUGUGUGUGUGUGUGUGUGUGUGUGUGUGUGUGUGUACAUGUACAUACACAUCCUAUAUAUAGAGCUUAUUUUGCAACUUUCGAAAAUUAAUAACAAACAUCUUUUUAUUCAUAAGAGAUCGUUGUUUUUUUAAUAAUGUAAAUUCAAACGAAAUUUACAGAUAUUUUUUAGUUAAUUUUCGAGAACUGUAAAGAGAGUAUACUGUUUAUAUAUAAAACAUAUUAUUUUAUAUAUAAACAUAUAUUAUUUUAGUAGUUAUUUAUAUUAAAACAUAUAUAAAAUUAUAACGUAUAAUAAUGACAAUUUUAUGUAGUCUGGGGUUACUUGUAUCCUUAAGGAUCGUGAUUUUUGACCUUAAAGUAUAAAAGUAACCCCUGAACUGUUUCAUAUAACGCACAUCGUGCUCUCAACCCUAUUAGAGUACAAAUCGUCUUUCACAUUUUGAUUAAAUUAUCAAAAAUAUAGAAAUGUCGUUUUUAGAACGAUAAAAUGACAAAAUAUACGUUGUUAUUCAUAAAGUGUUUUAUUUUUAUAAACACAAGUGUAUCUUAAAAUAGUAUUAAGUAAAUAUAAUCUAUAUAUAUAUGUUUCUUUUACUACUAUCGAGCACCUAUAUCGUAACUGUUAAUGCCUUUUUGAAAUUUUAUCAAAAGUAUAUUCAGAUGUUCUUUCCUCGUGAUAUGAUAAUAUUUGUGCUUAUUAUGAUAAAAUUUCGAAAAAAUUAUUAAUUUUUCGAAUAUAGCAUCGUACUCUUAUAAAUGAUGUAUUAGAAAUAUUUAUCUAUUGUAAUAUAUUUGCUGUAGUUGUAAUAUAAAAUUCAUUUUUAUGCGUGUGAAAAGAAGAAGAUUCUUACAGAAAAAGUAUAAAAUAACAUUAGUUAUGCAGCAUAUGAAAUUAUAUUGUAUAAAAUUUUUAUAUUAAAUACACUGUAGCACAUCCAAGAAAGAUCUUUUCAACAGAAAGAAAAUGUAAGCUAAUGACAGAACAAGUGUUGGUUAAAAAAUAAAAAUAUUGAAUGAGAAUAUAUGGAGAAUAUAUGAAUUAGUAAUAUGAAAGGGAGUUUAAGAUGAUAAAAGAAAUAUUAACAAUAUCACAUUUAAUAAUAACAAAAUGGAUAGAAAGGAAACAGAGGAAAAAUAUAAGAUGUAUAAUUUACUAAAUUAUUAAUUAGUUAUUAUUAACUAAUACAAAUCAUAUUGUAGAUGUACUAGUAAAAAUUCUCAUGAAACAUGAUAUAUGUACAUACUAUUUCCAUUUUCAUUCAUUGUACUAUGAAAAAAAAUAACAGAAAUAUAGAAGUAAGAUUCGAAUUUGUUUUUAUACUAAAUGGAAUAAUAAAUGUAAAAAAUUAAAUGUUCAUAUUUUUUAUUACCUUUUUAUACGGCCAUUGUUACAAGUGUAAUUUUUUCUAACUAAAUCAAGUCUAGAAUAAUAAACUAUAGCUAUAUCAUUUUUACAAAGUCUAAUAAAACUUUCUUUGUCUUCUGA
Messenger RNA from Bombus huntii, 4053 nucleotides. It is a transcript of the gene GTPBP1, whose product is annotated as GTP-binding protein 1. The transcript has 11 exons. Gene Ontology annotation, molecular function: GTP binding; GTPase activity; translation elongation factor activity. Gene Ontology annotation, biological process: translational elongation. Lineage: Eukaryota; Metazoa; Arthropoda; Insecta; Hymenoptera; Apidae. The record is from RefSeq and is a predicted model, not a curated record. Bases 537 to 2441 code for a protein of 634 amino acids.